Molecule: messenger RNA, 1601 nt
Organism: Erpetoichthys calabaricus (reedfish)
Lineage: Eukaryota; Metazoa; Chordata; Cladistia; Polypteriformes; Polypteridae
Gene: aire
Product: autoimmune regulator
Exons: 12
Coding region: 1-1548 (515 amino acids)
Biological process (GO): regulation of transcription by RNA polymerase II; humoral immune response
Cellular component (GO): nucleus; cytoplasm
Molecular function (GO): translation regulator activity; DNA-binding transcription factor activity, RNA polymerase II-specific; DNA binding
Source: RefSeq, a predicted model, not a curated record
AUGUGCAGUGUGGGGAGCUUGCAGGAAGCUGACCAGCGGUCCUUGCUUAAAAAGUAUCGUACAGAGAUCUCGAUGGCAAUUGAUGACCCUUUCCCAUUACUAUAUGGUUUGGUGGAUCAUGACAUUAUUCCUGAACAGCUUUUUAAGGAAGCUCUGGACUACAAGAAACGGGAGGGGAUACACAAAGCCAUGCACUCUGUGUUGUCUUUCCUCUUGGAAAAGGAGAUGCAGACCAUUCAAGAAUUCUGGAAGAACCUAUUUAAGGAAUACAAUUUAGAGCGAUAUCCCAAGCUACAACCACUCUACAUGAGCUUCCCUAAAGCAGUGACAGAUGUAAGUGGGAUUAACCUGAAAAGAUCACGUAGGACCCAAAGCAGUUCCAAGCAACUUUUACAGCUACGGGCCCCUCCUGCAAAGAAGAAGACACAGGAGGAGGCAGGGCUUAUGGGUAGCCAUGUUCAGGCGACUAAUCCUCACAAUUCUGGAAGUGUCCUGAAGGCCAAAGCAGUUAGGAAGACAGAGGAGACAGAGAUGCCACGGGUCUCAAUGGGUAAUGGAAUUCAAGCAGUUGCCACUGUCCAGAGGGCUGUUACCUUGUCCAGUGAACUUCCAGUCACCCGAGGAUCUGUGGAGGGCAUAGUCAUCAAGCAAGUCUUUGAAUCAGGGAGCUCCAAGAAGUGCAUUAAAGUAGGAGGAGAGUUUUAUUCACCAAGCAAAUUUGAUGAACAUCCUGGUCGGAGUAAAACCAAGGUUACUAAAGAUGGAAUUCGAGCCAAGGAAACAACAUCUGGAAGUAUAGUAGAGAUCCCAAGAAAUGACGAUGAAUGUGCAGUUUGCAAAGAUGGUGGGGAACUCAUCUGCUGUGAUGGUUGCCCUAAAGCCUUCCACCUGAACUGCCUGAUUCCUCCAUUAACUGAAAUCCCAAGUGGGACGUGGCGCUGUCAGUCCUGUAAGGGGGUCAGUUGCAAUACUCAGCUGCCCUCAGAAAGAGCCUUUCACAUGGCUCAGAAUCCAGGACCUGAUACCAGAAGUAGUUUGGACCCCACUGGUUCUGCUGUUGACAUCUCCUUUUUCACUUCUCUGACCUCAAAGUCCUUGGCUAACAUCACAACCACCAAAAGUAGUCAGCCAGCAGAGAUGUCUACUGAGCGACCAGUGAACCACCUAGCAAAUCUAAGAGAGAAGUGUGGGGUGUGUGGGCAUGAAGGAGGCCUUAGUCGCUGCUCGCACUGUUUCCAGCUGUAUCAUGCCCACUGCUACUUUCCCAUGAACAGCUCUGCUGACAGACUAGGACUAAACAGAUUUGAAAAUGCUGGCACAUUUACAAGCAAGGCAGAUAUCAUGUCAUUUGAAUAUCCAUUUUUGUUCCCUUAUCAGAUUACAUUACCUGAACAUGCAAUGGGAAAAAAUAAUGGAACAUCUGAGCCAAUAGUUAAUAAAGAAGAGUUUGAUUCCUUGAUUGGUGAGACCUCCAUUGAUGGCAUUCUACAAUGGGCCCUUCACAACAUUUCUCGUCCUCUUGCUGAAACCCAAGGCUAUUUUCAGUGAUCCACUUUGGUUCAGAUGUCUAGGAUUGCAGCUUGUUUGACACUGGAAAAAAU